AUGGUGACAGAGCCUGCGCUCUCCCAAAUGCUGGUCGAUUUGGCGGAGUGUGAUAAAUUUGCGCGCUCCAAUCCAGUGCCAGGCAUUGAUAAGUCUAUCCUCCUCCUCAUCUUCAGUGAGUUGCGUCAACUCCUUGAACUUGUACGCAACAGUGACUGGAGUGUCUUCUUCGCCACUUACGGGAAAAGCUCAGGUAAUCCAUACGAGCGUGUGGCUCCAGCAGCAGCGAUUGCCCUCUUGGAAUGCAUUCGUGAGGCGGAGAAGCGACGCCAUAACACCCCUACCUUCCUUCUAGUUGGAUCCUCAAAGCGACCUGAACGAGAGCGUCGUCGACGUCUCGACGACAUCCUUCGACAGUUGAAGGAUCUGCAAUCUGCCCCCGCCGCUUCUAGACGAUUCUAG
This is a messenger RNA of Hydatigera taeniaeformis, 402 nucleotides long. The record is from the annotation of a GenBank genome assembly. Lineage: Eukaryota; Metazoa; Platyhelminthes; Cestoda; Cyclophyllidea; Taeniidae.